Molecule: messenger RNA, 475 nt
Organism: Ipomoea nil (Japanese morning glory)
Lineage: Eukaryota; Viridiplantae; Streptophyta; Magnoliopsida; Solanales; Convolvulaceae
Exons: 2
Coding region: 22-420 (132 amino acids)
Source: RefSeq, a predicted model, not a curated record
GUUUCGAAGCUUAAGCAGACGAUGAAAACGUACUUUGCAGCUCAGAAGGAGAACAAAUCCUACACUACAAUGACUUCUAGAAUUUUGUUGGUCACAAAUCAACUACUCACUUAUGAACUAGUGAAAGGGAGUAAAACUGAGAUAUCAGGUUCUGUGGGGGAAGAGUUCUCAGGGUCUAUGGAUGAAGGCGGGGAGAAAGACUGUGUGGAAUCAGAAGAUGAGCUUAGAAACAUUGGUUCAAGCUCAGAUAUUGAAGGUGAAAAUAACUUGUUGGUUUAUAGGGAAGGGGAUGAGAAAAAGAAUGAUUUUAACUACAAAGUUGGCAGGCUUUUCAGUAGCAACUCUCAAUUUAAAUGGGUUGUAGAAGUGCAUGAAGCAGUGAAUAGAAAAUCAAUUAAGUUCACCAAGAAUGACAAAUAAUGUUUGAUCAUUUUCGCAUUUAUUCGAAUUCCACGUAUAAGUAGAUAUGAGUGCG